AUGAAAUCACUACUGUUCACUAUAAUAGCUCUGUUCUUUGGUCUCUCUGCAGCAAAUAAGAUCAAGGGAUUCGACAUGAGUGAUCCUUGUACUACCUUUGAUUGCUUUAAAAACAACGGCUACACUUUCACAAUUCCAAGAGCUUAUCAAUCAAAGGAAGGCAACUGGUGGCCUGUCAUAAAUAAUUUGAAAAAUGCCCAAGCUGCCGGUAUGGAGUUCGUAGAUGUGUAUUUCUUCCCUUGCAGAGAAUGGGAUGUCAAAUCUCAAGUAAAUACUAUGAUUUAAUACCUGGCUUAAGGUAGAUCGACUGUGAAUGAUCCCAAACCAAACAUCUAGCCUUUCACUGCCAAUCAUGACUUCCUUGAAUGGAGAAAGUCAAAUGUCUAGAAUAAAUAAGAUAACUACGGUAUGGUAUGGAUUGAUGUCGAAUUGGACGAAUGGCAUUAAGGUUGUGACUGGAAAAAGUUUAGUCCAGAAGAGAACUGCCAAUACAUUAGAGAGGCAAUUCAAGCUGUGAAAGAUUCUGGAAGAACACCAGGUUUAUACACCUCUCCUUGGGAAUGGCAACAGGUAAUGGGCACCUAAACCUAUUGUUAGGAUGUCUCAUAUCUUCCUCUUUGGUAUUCAAACUAUGACGGAGAAGAUGAUUACUCAGAUUGGUCUUAGAUUGGAGGUUGGUCACAACCAGCAAUUAAGCAAUACAAUCAAAAUCAAGCUGGUAUUUGUGGACUAAACAUUGAUCCUAAUGUUAUUGUAAGAAAUUCACAGCAUCAGACUUCCGAAUUCCUUGCUUGA
Stylonychia lemnae is the source of this 795-nucleotide messenger RNA. NCBI's taxonomy places the organism in Eukaryota, Ciliophora, Spirotrichea, Sporadotrichida, Oxytrichidae. The record is from the annotation of a GenBank genome assembly.